UAUGGCAACAUCAGUAUAAACGUCAACGUCAAAAGCACGCGUGAAUCUGUUUACAAAACGUGUGAAUAUUUUUCAGAAGUUUCAAUGAUUUAAAUCAAGGAAAGCUUUAUAUUAAACAAAAUGGAUUUUAUUAUCGAUACUGUCGGAGAUGAUGAUCUCCAAGUGCGAACGGAAUUAGUGGAUGAUGCAGAGAAACCAUAUUAUAGAGAUCAAGAAGAAAGGCAGGCAGCAAUUCUAUCACUAUUCGACACAAAGAAGCAAGAAUUAGACACAAAACAUGCGGCAGAAGAAGAAAUAAAUUUAAAAUUAAAAAGUAUGAAGAUUGACAACCUUUGUGAUGAAUUCUUCCAAGAGAUGGGAUGGUCACAGUCAAUCAUUAUUAAAAAAGAGAAAAAGAAAAGGUUAUUCCACUUUGACCAGCUAGAUUUGGAGACUGGGAAACUGAAGUCCAACCUCGGUGGUGUCGAUGUUGAGAAGGAGAUGAAGAGUAGUGUUCUGAAGCCAGGGUUUGAAAAAGACCAUGAGAUGCCCAGCUAUGACGUCAGUAAGAACAGACUGAAGGCUCUUAGAAGGAAAGAACGAGAGAAGACCAAGGGACCUGGCUGGUUCAACCUGCCAGCACCAGAGGUCACUGAGGAGCUGAAGAAUGACCUCCAAGUCCUGAAGAUGAGAUCAGCUCUAGAUCCCAAGCACUUCUACAAGAAGAAUGAUAUGGAAGUGCUGCCUAAGUACUUCCAGGUGGGUCGCAUCAUGGAUUCUGCACUAGACCAUGUCAAUGAGAGAUUGACCAAAAAACAGAGGAAGAGGACUAUGGUCGAUGAACUUCUAGCAGAUGCUGAAUUCCAGAAGUACAACAAGAAGAAAUACAAAGAAAUAGUUGAUGAAAAGAGAAGGACAGAGUACAGAACUUUCAUGAGAGAUAAGAGGCAGAAGAAUAAAGCUGAAUUAAAGAAGACUAAGUUAAAAACUAAGAAGAAAGCAUAGAUAAUAAAUUAUUAAUUUAAUUUA
Molecule: messenger RNA, 1008 nt
Organism: Spodoptera frugiperda (fall armyworm)
Lineage: Eukaryota; Metazoa; Arthropoda; Insecta; Lepidoptera; Noctuidae
Product: deoxynucleotidyltransferase terminal-interacting protein 2
Exons: 4
Coding region: 121-984 (287 amino acids)
Biological process (GO): RNA processing
Cellular component (GO): nucleolus
Molecular function (GO): RNA binding
Source: RefSeq, a predicted model, not a curated record